Messenger RNA from Leptosia nina, 621 nucleotides. NCBI's taxonomy places the organism in Eukaryota, Metazoa, Arthropoda, Insecta, Lepidoptera, Pieridae. The record is from the annotation of a GenBank genome assembly.
AUGAACUUAAAUAACCUAAAUAAAGAGGAUCCUGAGCAGGAUGUUGAAGAAAAAUUGCAACCCCAACGAGCAGACAGCGACGCGUUCGAAGCGGUCCUGCAGCAUGUCGGAGAACUUGGUCUAUACCAGAAAUUGUUGUUUCUCGCUAUGGGUCCAUUCGGUCUAGUCUUUGCUUACGUGUAUUAUGUACAAUUAUUUAUAACCGCUACACCACAGAACCAUUGGUGUAGAGUGCCAGAAUUGGAGCAUUUAGAUGUUGGAAUUAGACGCAAUCUAACCACAAUGACCACGAGUGAUGGUUGGGAGAAAUGCUUUAUGUACGACGCCAAUUGGACACAAGUCCUUCAGGAUUUGACUGUACCAGCUUUCACCAAACUCGUUCCUUGCAAAAAUGGCUGGGAGUUUGAAUUGACUGAUGUACCAUAUCACACCGUGGCUAGUGAGCGUGGAUGGGUAUGCAAUGAUGCGAGUAACGUUCCGUUUACUCAAUCUAUGUUCUUUCUGGGGUCCUUCCUGGGUGGUAUCUUCUUUGGCUGGGUAGCUGACUUCUAUGGAAGAGUCCCAACGUUAAUAGGCAAGGCUUAUAAAGACAAUAUUAUAAACAUGUUUGAAGACACAUGA